Hippocampus comes (tiger tail seahorse) is the source of this 2825-nucleotide messenger RNA. RefSeq names its product family with sequence similarity 189 member B (gene entrep3). The transcript is spliced from 13 exons. The record is from RefSeq and is a predicted model, not a curated record. Gene Ontology annotation, cellular component: membrane. Bases 882 to 2825 code for a protein of 647 amino acids. Lineage: Eukaryota; Metazoa; Chordata; Actinopteri; Syngnathiformes; Syngnathidae.
CAUGCCGCAUCUCACGCACGCUUUACGUGCCUUGUCAUCACGCACCGGGGCAGGCUCGGGUUUGCAUAUUAUCGCACGAUGCCUUUCCAUCCCGGAGGCGGAUCAUCCACGCAGGAAAACACGCAGCGGCGUUCUAAAACACGGAUUUAGGAUGGUGUUUUGGCGUGCGGCGUGCUGUUAAAUAUGUAGCUUCUGAACAGUGGAGGAGGGCGCAGUGGGCUUACGUGCGGGGCACUUAACACGCGAGUGAACGUGAUGCCCGCGUGACUGCGGGGAAGGAAAGAGGCGGCACACCAGGCGGACUUGUCACCGUUCGAUCCUUUUUUUUUUUUUUUUUGGUGGAGCAUCCCUUCUGGUGCAUUUUUCCAAAUCGAUGGAAAGUGGUUCGUGUCGACAAGGUGAGAGAUUUUCGUCGUUUUUUCUUCUCGGUGGUCCAAACGGAAGGUCGGGUGAUGCUCCGCCCGGGAGGAGAACAACGCGCACACACAAACAUACACGCACACAAACGCAGCUGAGAAAGAUGAGCGUCUUUUCAUCUUUCCUGUUUUGGGAUGUUUGACAAUGCGAAGCCUGCUGCUGCUGCUGCUGCAAUGCCGCUGGCGAGAGAGUGGAAGGAGAGAAAAGAAGCAAAAUAAUCAUGAUAAAAUAAGCGAGCAAAAGCGUCAGUAUGAGCCACGCGGAGGAGUCUUGUUGCAAGAGGAGGUUGCUGCUGUGAGGUGUAUUGACUUCUACAGUCAUGGCUGAAACAGUCAAACGAGCUGGCUGUUUGUGUGCUCCAUUCUCAACUUUCUGCUGACCAGGCUCCAAACGUUCAGCCACCCUUGAACUUUGCUUAAAGACCGAUAGACUAAGCCCAAGCUCCUUCCCAUCACAUUUCCAACAUGCCCUCGCCGUCAGACUCCAGCAGCGUGGCAUCAGCGUCAGGGUCACGGGGUUGGUCGGACAGCCGGCGUGGCUUUUCGGGUCGAGGCCCCGGAGGGGCCAGGCUGCUCCUCUACCUGGGCCUGUGCCACCUGAGCCUGGGCGCCAUGGUCCUGGCCUUCUCCUUCACCAGCAUGGCCUUCACCUCGUCUGCUCGUGUGAGGCAGUCCUGUCCCUUCUGGGCUGGAUUUUUUGUGGUGGCAUCUGGGAUAGUUGGCAUUAUCUCAUGGAGGAGACCUUUAACGCUCGUGGUUUCUCUUUUCAUGCUGCUGUCUGCAGUGUGCGUGAUCCUCAGUUUGGCCGGCUCCAUGCUCUCCUGUCAGAACGCACAGAUGGUCAAGUCCAUGCUCACCUGUGAGAUAGAGAACGGCCGUUGUGUGUGUUGCGUGGCCGCGGAACCCUGCUCCAGCAAAGAGGAUGGAACCCUUGUCCUCAACCUGAAUUCAGACUGCCACUCGGUUAGACAUCAACUGAAGGACUUGUUGUUUAGCGCGUGUGGUCUGAGCAUUCUUUCCACCAUCAUCUGCACUCUGUCCACGGUUACCUGCAGCAUCCAUAUUUUCUCCCUGGAUCUUGUGCACCUGGUGAGUGCACACAGACACUUUUUUUUUUUUUUUUUCCAACAAGUGCUCAAAAAUUUCAGUUCAUACAUUUACCAAAUUUGGACUCAUUUUGUGUGUGUCAAGGCAACAAUGUUCGACCAACACGGCGCUGAGCUGUCCGGAGAGCGAGCGACAUCGACAGCGUUCAGUGGAGAAGUCUCCAUGGACAGCGGGUCUCUGCUCAUGUCAGAGAUCGUAGACAUCCCCGAUGAUUCGUCCCCGUCUGAGGACUCGUGUCUGUUGGAGGUGGCGCUGAGGAAUCAAGGCGGCAGGGCCAGCAGGACGGCCAGUGAGGUGAGCGACGGGCCGGACGGCGGAACGGAGCGCCUCAGCCUCCGUGCUCCUCGGUCACAGACGCCGGAAAGUCCUCUGGCCGGAGGACCAAGAGCAAGACGUUUUCUUAGAGGAGAGAGGUCCAACUCGUGUUCUUCACCCAGCACUGCGACCACCACGUACAGGUCUCCAGUGUUGCGGCGCCAGGCUAUGCUAGCUCGAAGCUGUUCUCAGUUGGGAGCCAUAGCGGGAUCCGCCUCACAACAGAAAUCCACCAUACCGGACAUCCAAGUUCGCCCUUCCACUCCUUUACGCCAAGCAGGUGCCCAUGACAACGGCGAGCAGUGGGUGGGUCAGAAUGGCGGACCUCCAUUACAGCGCCAGACUCUGCACCUGCGACGACGGGCCGGGAGAAAUAACGGCGAGAGUGGCAGAAAUGACAACGAAGGCCUCCUAAGCAUCAUGAGGUCACGCAGUGAGCCGGGCCUCAGCUCCUCUAUAGCUGCCGUGGACUUGAGCUAUGGGUGCAAUAAAGCGUCUCCAGACACAGGUCCAUCCAACGAGGCGCUCCUGCUGCCCCCUACAUCUUUGCCGCCGGCUACCGCUUUACCAAGAAAAGAUAGCAUGAAAUCCACAGAUCCGGGGGUACAAGUUCCUUCCAAAGCCCCGCCGGCGUCUCCCCUGCGUUUGCCCAAAGAUUACCACCGCUCACUUGGUGACCUCAAGGUGACUCGAGUCCUGAUGGCUCGCUUCCUGCAGCGCUCCAAACGCAACCUGGCACCCUCCUCCGAGCAUGCCGGGAGUGCAGGGCAGGUACCUAAAAGGAGAGGAGGAGCUGAGGGCGCUGCCACCAACCAUCUGUCUUUGGAACAAGUCUGGCGAACCCCUUGGAGCACCAAUCGAGGACAACCCAACCAGCAUCCCCACCAACGUACCCACCAUCACUCUCACAGCGACAGCCCAUAUCUGAUUGCGGCUUUCACAGUCGGAUCCUGUAAGAUAAAUAUGUCUUCAUUGCAGUAUGACUGA